AUGGACGGAGGAGCAGCCGACGAUCAUUCCCCCGAAGCCGCCAUAUCGCGGUGGAAAUUUGCGGUCUCACGGCAGUACCAGCACAUGCUUGACAAAACGACGCCGCAUGUCCUCCGCCGCUGGAUCGGGUGUCUUGUGGUGGCAGCCGUCUACGUCCUCCGCGUGUACUUGGUUCAAGGCUUCUACAUCGUCUCCUACGCCCUUGGCAUUUACAUCCUCAACCUCCUCAUCGGUUUCCUCUCCCCUCAGGUCGAUCCCGAGAUUCACGACGGCCCCACCCUCCCCACCCGAGGAUCCGAUGAGUUCCGCCCCUUCGUUCGUCGCCUCCCCGAGUUCAAGUUCUGGUACUCAAUCACAAAGGCGUUUUGCAUUGCAUUUGUGAUGACUUUCUUUAGUGCCUUUGAUGUUCCAGUAUUCUGGCCAAUUCUCCUUUUUUACUGGGUGGUCCUAUUCACACUUACAAUGAGGAGACAGAUAUCACACAUGAUCAAAUAUAAAUAUGUCCCAUUCUCAUUUGGGAAACAACGCUAUAAUGGAAAGAGAGCACCAGCAGAAAGCACAAGUCCGACUGUGGACUAA
Messenger RNA from Sphenostylis stenocarpa, 579 nucleotides. The record is from the annotation of a GenBank genome assembly. Lineage: Eukaryota; Viridiplantae; Streptophyta; Magnoliopsida; Fabales; Fabaceae.